Messenger RNA from Perca flavescens (yellow perch), 1081 nucleotides. RefSeq names its product E3 ubiquitin-protein ligase TRIM47-like. Bases 104 to 1066 code for a protein of 320 amino acids. The transcript has 2 exons. The record is from RefSeq and is a predicted model, not a curated record. Gene Ontology annotation, molecular function: zinc ion binding. NCBI's taxonomy places the organism in Eukaryota, Metazoa, Chordata, Actinopteri, Perciformes, Percidae.
GAAGUCAGACAGCAGCAGCAUCUGUCAGUGUCUGCUGAUGAAGGUACCACGUCUCUUUGACCUCAUCUGAACGGGACUUUAACAGCGGAGCAGCCUGACAGAUAUGGCUGCUGCAAACUAUCUGCAAUCUAAAGAUCAGUUUCUGUGCUCCAUCUGUCUGGAUGUGUUCACUGAUCCUGUCAGCACACCAUGUGGUCACAACUUCUGCAAGAACUGCAUCACUGAACACUGGAAUACUAGUAACAGGUGCCUGUGUCCCCUGUGUAAGGAGAGUUUUACCACAAGACCUGAUUUGAGGGUCAACACUUUCAUCUCUGAGAUGGUUGCUCAGUUCAGACAGUCGGCUCAACAGAAAGCCAGCAGCAGCAGCUCAGAGCAACAAGUGUCCAAACCAGGAGAAGUUCCCUGUGACGUCUGCACUGGAACCAAACUGAAGGCCCUGAAGUCCUGCCUGGUGUGUCUGGUCUCCUACUGUGAGACUCACCUGGGGACUCAUCAGACCAUGUCAGGCCUUAAAAGACAUCAGCUGAUCGACCCUGUGGAGAAUCUGGAAGGCAGGAUGUGUACGAAGCACGAUAAACCUCUGGAGCUGUUCUGUAAGACCGACCAGACAUGUGUCUGCAUGCUCUGCACUGUUUUAGACCACAAGAAGCAUGAUGUUGUUCCUCUGAAAGAAGAAUAUGAAAGAAAGAAGGCAGAGCUGGGGAAGACAGAGGCUGAAAUUCAGCAGAUGAUCCAGAAGAGACGACUGAAGAUUCAGGAGGUCAAACACUCAGUCGACCUCAGUGAGGAAGAUGCAGACAGAGAGAUAGCAGAAGGUGUUCAGGUCUUCACUUCUCUGAAGGAGUCUGUUGAGAGAGGCCUGAAUGAGCUCAUCAACACCAUCAAAGAGAAGCAGAAAACAACAGAAAAACAGGCCGAAGCUUUCAUCAAAGAGCUGGAACAGGAAAUCUCUGAGCUGAUGAAGAGAAGCACUGAGGUGGAGCAGGUGUUACGCUCUGAAGACCACCUCCAUCUUCUCCAGAGUGUCCAGUCCAACAUUUUGACUUUAUUUUCAAAAAGCUAAAACCAAACUGGAAAU